This is a messenger RNA of Solea solea (common sole), 6552 nucleotides long. RefSeq names its product inactive dipeptidyl peptidase 10-like. NCBI's taxonomy places the organism in Eukaryota, Metazoa, Chordata, Actinopteri, Pleuronectiformes, Soleidae. The transcript has 26 exons. Gene Ontology annotation, molecular function: serine-type peptidase activity; dipeptidyl-peptidase activity. The record is from RefSeq and is a predicted model, not a curated record. Gene Ontology annotation, biological process: proteolysis. The coding region runs from base 328 to 2715 and encodes 795 amino acids.
CACAGGCUUCAUGCGUUGGCUUCUCGUCAGACGCUCUCUCUCCCUCUCUCUCUCUCUCUCUCUCUUUCUCUCCCCCUCUAUCUUUCUCUCUCUCUCUCUUUCUCUCUAAGACCUCGCAGACAUUCAAUCGUGACGGAUCUGUCCUCCACUACUCCUGUUUAAGAUUCCGCAUUUUGCCCUGCAUCGUCGCAUCCUCCUCCUCCUCACAGACAAGGGGGGAAGACGAAAAAAGCAAAGAAACUGGAAUCUGGCUGUAUUUUUUCCUCGUCGGGAUUCAAUCAAGUUUUACCCAGAGGAGUUUAUUUUUCGUUUUGUAUUUAAUUGACAAUGACAGCCACCAAGGAGCAGCCGAAUCAGAGACAGAAUCAACAGCAGCAGGAUGAGGAUUUGGGUGGGGUCAGUCCUCCGCAGAGGAACUGGAAGGGCAUUGCCAUUGCUCUGCUGGUCAUCCUGGUGGUCUGCUCACUCAUCACCAUGUCUGUCAUCCUCCUCACACCAGCUGACACCCAAGCUGGAAGUGACACCAAACUGACUGUGGAGGAUUUGUUCAAAGCUGAAUUCCAGGUCCAUGACCCAGAAGCUACAUGGAUCAAUGACUCUGAGGUCAUCUACAGAAACAGUGAUGGCCAUGUCAUCAAGUUCAACAUCCUCACCAAUGAAACAGAGAUUGUCCUGACAAACACAACCUUCGUCAAUUUCAAUGUGGCCAAGUAUUCUCUCUCCCCUGACCUGAAGUAUGUCCUCUUUGCUUAUGAUGUGAAACAGGUUUACCGUCACUCUUACAUGGCCUCCUACAGCAUCUACAAUAUUCACACACGGGAAGUUUGGGAGCUGGACCCUCCUGAGGUGGUGAACUCUGUGCUGCAGUAUGCUGCGUGGGGAGUGCAGGGUCAACAACUGAUCUACAUAUUUGAAAAUAACAUCUACUACCAAUCUGAUGUGAAGAGCAACUCCCUUAGACUGACAUCCUCGGGGAAGGAUGGGGUCCUCUUCAAUGGAAUUGCUGACUUUCUCUAUGAAGAGGAAAUUCUUCAAACCCAUGUGGCACAUUGGUGGUCACCUGAUGGAGAGAGACUGGCCUUCUUGGUUCUGAAUGACAGUCUGGUUCCCAAUAUGGUGUUACCACGCUUCACUGGCAUGACAUACCCAAAAGGAAAGCAGUACCCAUACCCCAAGGCUGGCCAACCCAACCCAGUAGUGAAACUCUUUGUCGUCAAUCUUUACGGGCCGACGCACACGCUGGAGCUCAUGCCUCCAGAGACACUCAAACUAAGAGAGCAUUAUGUGACCAUGGUGAAGUGGAUCAGCAAAACGAAGACAUCUGUGAGGUGGCUAAACCGUGCCCAGAACAUUUCCAUCCUGACCGUGUGCGACACUACCACAGGAGCCUGUGUCACGAGACAUGAAGAAAGCUCUGAGGUCUGGCUCUCCAAGCAGAACCAAGAACCGGUGUUCUCCAAAGAUGGCAACAGGUUCUUCCUGACUGUUCCUGUCAAACAAGGAGGACGUGGAGAGUUUCAUCACAUUGCUAUGUUCACCACACAGUUCAGAGCAGAUCAAAAUGAAGUGCGACACCUCACAUCAGGAAACUGGGAGGUGACCAGGAUCAUUGCCUAUGACGAGAACACUGACAACCUGUAUUUUCUCAGCACAGAGGGUUCGUCACGGAGACGACAACUUUUCAGUGUUAAAACUGUGGGUCUGUUCCCACGGCGGUGUUUAACGUGCGAGUUAAAUAAAGCUCACUGUCUGUACUUUGAUGCUGACAUCAGCCCCACAAACCAGCACAUCAUCCUCCAUUGUAAAGGCCCUGGAGCACCUACUGUGAUUUUACACAGCCUCAACAAUUCAAAUUACUACAUUCUUGAGAACAACUCCCAUCUGAAGACUGCCUUGAAGUACAAGAGGAUCCAGCUGACUGAUUUCAGAGUAGUUCAGAUGGAGCAUUUUGAUUUACCUUUGAAGAUCUCCUACCCACCAGACUUUUCUGAUUCCCGUCACUAUGGGUUACUGCUGCUUGUUGAUGGUGCCCCUGGUGGUCAGGUGGUGACUGACCGCUUCUCGCUCAGCUGGGACUCUGUGCUGGUCAGUUCUGACAACAUCAUCGUGGCUCGUCUGGAUGGUCGGGGCAGUGGCUUCCAGGGUCAGAGGAUCUUGCACGAGGUUCACCACAGAUUGGGAACAGUCGAUGUCCAGGAUCAGAUUGCAGCAGUAGAAUACAUGAUGAAACUCCCAUAUAUUGACCAGACGCGGAUAGCUGUGUUUGGAAAGGGUUAUGGAGCCUACAUAACAUUAAUGAUGCUCAAAUCUACUGACAGCGUCUUCAAAUGCUCAUGUGCAAUGUCGCCGGUGACAGACUGGAAACUCUAUGCAUCAGCGUUCUCCGAGAGAUACCUUGGUGUGCCAUUACGGGAUGACAACAGAUACCAGUUUUCCAGUGUGCUGCAGAACAUCCAAGCACUGCAGGAGCAGACACUGAUGUUGGUGCACGGCACAGCAGAUGCCAACAUCCACUUUCAACAUACUGCCGAGCUCGUUAAAAACCUUGUGAAAGUUGGAGCAAACUACUCAAUGCAGAUCUACCCAGAUGAGGGCCAUUUCCUGUCUCAGCAGAGUCGCCAGCAUCUCUACGCCACACUGACCAGUUUCUACAGGGAUUGUCUCAAGGAGGAGGUAUUACAGAUGCCAGAGGAAGAGGAGGAAGAGGAGGAAUAGGCAGAAAGCUUUCAUAAUUAGACCUUUGGAGGAGCACGGUAGAAUUUUGCUGAAGUCAGUAAAGACUUUUAGCAUUUGGACCAAGUGUUUAACAGGACAUAAACACUGGUUUAGAGCUUCUGAUGCUCUAGAGCGUUUGUGCGUAUGUGUGUAUGCCUGUGUGUGUGUUUGUGUGUGUAAAUGUGCUGAAAAGAUAACUGGAGGACACAAGAUUGACACUUGCAUUGCCGGGACUUGAGGCAGGAACAGUCGUCUAAACAUUAAGUCAUUUCAGUUUUGGAACGCUCCAUUUCUUGGCAAAGGACACAGACAACUCCCUCCAGGCUCUUUGGGCUUUAGUCACCCACACUGAAUCACAUGCAUGGUUCUUUUCCCCUACCUCCACUUUUUCCCUUCCUGCACUCAUUCUACCAUGUUAGUCUGCAUUGUGGUAACACUUGAAAAGAAAAGAACACGGAUGUGCACUUUGGACCCACCUCUCCUUUGGAUGAAUUGUCAUACAAGCUUCAGUCAUCUACACAGAUAUUAAGUCACACAACUGAGUUCGCCUCAAUGGAAGUCAGUCCUGAAUAAGUGCAAUUUCCUGCUGAAACUCUCUGCCAUCAUCACCCACCCUAAAUGAAAACCGUCUUUAUAGGUCACACUUUAUUGUACAGGGGUUUUGUGUAGACAUGUAUGAUGCCUUAUGCUGUGAUAGUACUUGCUAGCAUUUGUCAUCAUCCAUUAGCAGUGUCAUGUAAACGAUUGUCAACUCAGGUCCUUGUGACACAGCAUUGCAGUUAGUAUGUCAGCUGUAUGGUCAGGAAUAAGUUAUGAAUUGUAUAUGAAGAUAAUGGGUAUUGGCCACACAGUUAUUGCAGUUUCCACGCCACGCUGCAAAGGUUCUCCAUCUUAAUAUGCCAUUCACUAAAAAAAUGCUAUUCAUAAAUGAAUUGAGUAAGGCCCAGUCCCAUUUCACAUUUUUACCCAUAUUUCGUUCUGUAACUGUCGCCGCUUUCUCCUUGGUACUGAUUUACAAGAGGUAGUAACAAGGUAAUAACAAGGUUAAAAGUCCGACUCGAAUAGAAUAGAAUAGAACUUUAUUCUCCACCAAGGUUGAAAUUUGCCUUCGGCUCACCAACCUGAAAUCAUAAAAUGAGACAUACAGAAAGUCAUAAAAACAACACACAGUUAAAAUAAGAUAAGAGAUAGUCAUAUCAGAGUAAAAGAAAAACAUAUGUGUAACAAACCAAUACAACUGACACAGAUAGGGUUAAAUUACAUUAAGCAAUGUUUCCAACAAGAUAUGUCCACAGUGGGAAGUAGUGCGAAUGAGCAGAAUUGACAUUUAACAACAAAAAAACCUAACAAACAAGCAAUGGUGAGAGUGAAGUAAGCAUGAUAUCAUUAGCUGUUGUUAUACAGAAUUAAUUCCUGUGGGCAUUGCUAUUUACUUGUCUGCAGCAAAGCAGAGAAGCAGAGUCAGAAAAUGUCUCCAACACCAGGAAAUACUGGUGCACCAGUUUAUGGUAUGUACAAUAUACCUUGUUGUGGUUAGUUACACAUUAUGCUAACCAAUGUGAGCUUUAUGAGGGUAACAUUAGUUUCUAUGGAUUUGGCUAAUUUGCCCUGUGUAUUUGCAACCACUUGUAAUUUGCCAUGGAAUCAUUUUUGUGUAUGACAGGAAGCCAGCAUAUUUUUUUCCACCAUCAACUGUGGCUAAACUUACUCAGAACUGUAAGACGUAGCAGAGGAAGAUGUGUUGUAGAGCUUCAUGUGACACAACUCAACUAUAUUUUUGUCUUUCAUAUCUGAAAUGUCAUACUGUUUUCAACGCUGGUUGGUUAUCGCAACAACACGGCACACAAUUUUAAUGCACGAGUUAGGUUAGGUUAGCUGAAAUAUUCCAAUUUGCGCAAUUGAUGCAACAGCAUUUUUAAGUGUUUUUAGUGCUUUUGUUGCUACAAUGCAUUUUGAUGUAACUUCUAUCACAUCACAUCCACAGAGUUCACCACAUCCACUGAAUCACCCAACAUGUGUGAUGUGUAUUUGUGUUGGGGUAGGGGCUAAGUUGUAGGGGUAAGGGGUGAAAUGGGAUUGAGCCUAAAUUAGAUGACUUUUCAGGGCAUCUCCACGGAAUUUAAGAGCUUUCGAAAGUCAAGAGACAUUUUAAUUAUUGUUGGAGACUCCCAUUUGGAGAAAAAAAAGGAAAAUACUGAAAAUCAAUGAAAAUGGGUGUAUUGAGAUGGACAAUUUUGCAGUGUCCGUAAGGUGUUUGCAUGUCUACAGGGAAUGUGUCAAGUGUUGCCACAUUUUGUACAGUACAAUAAAGCAGAGUGUGUAUAUAAAUAUAUUUUUGAGAUGUCAGAUCUCAUAGGAAGUUUAGUCUAUGGGGAUGGAUUGAUUUGACCUCGAUGUGUUGUACUUAUAUUUUCCCCUUUUUCCUUUGAGCUGUUGAUUUUCUUCUUAGGAUGAAUUUUGUAAUGCUUCUUCUUGUUCUUUUGGCUCUUUCAAAUGGGAGAGGGCAGGGCUACGGUUUUGGGAUUAUUGUGAUUGUCCUAUAGUGAUGAUUAUAAAUAAAUGAAUACAAUUAUAAAAACAAAGAGUGAUGAUGUAUAAAGCACAACAGAAUAUCAAAUCAAUCAUGACUCUUAGCAAGAUUGUUUGGAUGAAACUUAUCAUCAUAGAAGUUGAGACUAUACAAUGAAGAACUCAUGCACUAUUGAUAAUGACAUACACUAAAUAGGGUAUUUUUUAUACCCAAUGUCUCAAUCCAGAGCAAUUUAUAGGAGUUUUGAGCCCAGCAUUAUUCAUCCCUUUUAACACACAAUAACCUCUGUCAGAGCCUGAGAGGUCUGUGUCACCUGCAGAACUAAAAAUAUUCUAAGUUAUGGCAAACACCGCAGCACAUAUCUGUAUAAAAUGCUAUAACAUAGGCUACUGUACCUGGUUAAACUUGUUACCUCAACAUACUGUAUAUAAUAUGACAGUUGUAACAAACAAUAGUGGUUAUCAGGAACCCUGUGAGCAAAUCCUAUUUUGUGUUACUUUAAGUCCUAUAAACAUUCAAAUGACAUUCAUGGGAUUGUCAUUAACUGAAAUCAAAUCAGGGGUGUGUUUUAUGCAUGCAAAAUAAAACAAACAAACAAACAAAAAAACAAAACACUUUCUGGACUUUAUACACUGAGACAAACUGUUGCUUAUUGGAAACUCAAACAACUGCACACUAAAGGCCCAUUUAUACUUAAUGCAAAAGACAGAGAUGGACGGAGCCUUUUGUCCAUAUUGUGAAUUAAUUUUGUUGUGGGUGAUCUUACGGUGAUGGGAUUUGUGGGUGCAGUAUAGCAACAAUAGUCUGAUCAGUCAGAUUAACGAUGGCAAAGUGUCUAUAUGGGCAUUUAAAAAUGGAUUUUAAAAAUCCAUUUCUGUUUGAUGGAGGAAUUUCAUCCAUCAAUAGGAUCUUACUGGGACAACUUUCAGUCAGUGGUCUUACAUUCCAAAAUCCACUUGAAUUUCUAUCUAUUUUGGAUCAAGCACAUUAAAAAAACCUCUUUAAUGGAAGCCAUGUUUUUUGACACUACCCUCUAGAGGAAGUAUUGUGUUGUGUAACGUCCAUACCAAUGCAAAAGAUGCACAUAGGUAUGCGGAGACGGACAGAUUUAAAAGAGAAGAAAAUGGAGUAUAAUUGGGCCUUAACUCUCGCCCAUUCUCAACCUCUCUACUCAACUUUGCCUGCACACAUACUCAACCUGGCACAGCAUCGUCCUAUUUCUGCCACAAAGUGAAGUUUAAUGUGAAAACAGCUGCAAGAUAACAUCUGUCCUGCUGCUGCUUCUCAGCCCUGUGUGUGUGUGUCUC